GGGGAGCUGGCAAGUCCUGCAGGAGGGGCAGGAGAGCGCGAGGAAGGCAGGAAGGAAGAAGGGAGAAAGUGGUCCGGUCCCUCCCCGCUUUUCUUUUCUUUUCUUUUCUUCUUUAUUUUAAGGGGAUGAGCUUCGGAAUUUUUCCUUGCAACUUCAAAAAUCCCUCCUCCUCCAACAACCUCCACUUUUGCUUUAAACCAUCCCAGUCCCAGACACCAAGGUCACGAUAGACGUCCCCUCUCUUAAAAGCAGGAAAGAACCCGCAACUGUUGGAAUCCUCGAGACCCGGGUCAGCCUCGCUGAGGAACUCGAAGGCGGACACGGGAGAAGGACGGUCGUGUGAAAGGGAGGCUCCUGCAGUGAGACCCAUCCCCGCUGAAGCGCCCAUUCCCACCAGCACCCACCCUCGAUGCCGCCCACCAUGAGGACGGCGCUCCUGCUGACCUGGACCGUAUCCCUGAGUUACUUUGCAGACCCAGGGUUGGCGGCCUAUUUCUUCCAACAGCCCAUGGACCAGGUGAUUGUGUCCGGACAGUCCGUGACGCUGGCUUGCGUGGUGAUGGGCUACCGAGGCAUGGUGCAGUGGACCAAGGACGGGCUGGCCUUGGGGGGAGAAAGAGACCUGCCAGGCUGGUCACGCUACUCCAUUGUUGGAGAUGCAUCUGCUGGGCAGCAUAACCUGAAGAUUGACUACGCUGAAUUGGAUGAUGAUGCCAUCUAUGAAUGCCAGGCCACUCAGGCCGCCCUGCGGUCGCAGAGGGCCAAGCUGACCGUACUUAUCCCUCCCAACGACCCCGAGAUCCAGAACGGUCCCAUCGUGCAUGUGAUAUCCAACAUCCCCUACAACUUGUCGUGCCGUGCUGCCGGGGCCAAGCCAGCUGCCGAAAUCAGCUGGUACCGAGAUGGGCAACGCCAGGAGUCUGCCAUGUACUCCAAGGCCCUCAUGGAUGACGGCAAGCGAGAAGUGGCUGUCAGCACCCUCCUCUUGACCCCCAGCAGCAGGGACAUGGGCAGUUCGUUCACCUGCCGAGUCAGCAACCCAGCAGCCCCAGCCGGCAAGCAGACCACGGUCACCCUCAAUGUGCAAUAUCCACCAGUUGUCAUGCUCUCGGUGCAGCCACAAACUGUGGCCGAGGGUGGCAAAGUGAGCUUCCUCUGCACGGCCACCUCCAACCCCGAAGUGACAGGCUACAGGUGGGCUAAAGGAGGUGUACCUAUUCCGGAGGCCAAUGGCGACAGCUACGAGGCAACGGUUGACCAGUCCUUCUUCACAGAGCCUGUGUCGUGUGAGGUGUCCAACGCUGUGGGCAGCACCAAUGUCAGCACGCUGGUGGAUGUGCAUUUCGGACCCCGCCUUGUCUCUCAGCCAAAGCCCCUGACGGUCGACGUUGGUGCAGACGCCUCUUUCACCUGUACCUGGACUGGGAAUCCUCCUCUCACCCUGGCCUGGACCAAGAAAGGGUCUACUGUGGUGCUGAGCAACGGCAACACUCUGCAUCUCAAGGCGGUGACGCAGGAAGACGCUGGCGUUUAUGUGUGCAAAGCCAUUGUGCCGCGCAUUGGAGUGGCGGAGAAGGAGGUGACCCUGGCUGUGAACGGUCCACCCAUUAUCAGCGCAGAACCAAGCCAGCAGACUGCAGUGGGAACCAAGGCACGGCUGGAGUGCUUAGUGGGGAGCGUCCCACCUCCUGAUAGGAUAGCCUGGGCGUGGGGUGAACGGGUACUGGAUGCUGGAUCACUGGAUCGCUUCACCGUGGACACGGUGGUGACAGACCAAGGGGUGCUCUCGGCCUUGCUGAUUGACCCGACCCACGACACUGACUUUGCCCUGCCCUACAACUGCACGGCCUGGAACCGCUUUGGUGCCCGUUCUGCGGCAGUCAGCUUGCGCCGCCAAGAAGUCCUGUCCGUCCUAAUUUUGGGUGCUUUGGCUGCCUCCGGUGUUGCUGCCCUCCUCCUGCUGGUGGUCUUCUUCUCUCUCUGCUACCGGCGCAAGCGCUGUGGGAAAGCCAAGCGGGGAACGCAGCUCUCCAAGGCAGACAUCCUGGUGCAGAUCACAACGAGCGAGAGCAGCCCCAGCCGGCCGAGCGAGACCGAAGACGAUGCCAAGGAGCCUAUGGCCACAAGCAGUGAGUCUCCAGCUACAUCCCACACUGAGCACAGUGAGAUCCUGGAGGAUGACGAAGGGAGCCAAGAGCUGAAGGAUCCAACCAAUGGCUACUACAAGGUGCGCGCCCACGAGGAACCAAGUUUGGUUAGCAGCUUCUCGGAGUACACGCCGGCCCCCCGCCCAUUGUUCGGGGCGACCUCUCUGUACCCUUCCACGGGGCCAGUUCAGCCCAAACUGUACGAAUACGCUCACCGCUAUACCCUGGGCACACCCGGCUCCCGCUCAGCCUAUGACCCCCACGAGCGUCUUUUCCCCCAGGAAAACAUCUACAGCGGGUCGACCUACCUCACCGCCCCCUAUAGCCGGGCCUUCACCAGCUACGUCAAACCGAGCAGCUACGAGAAAGCGGAGAGCGGCUACGGGCAGUCGGACCAGGCCAGCAAAGUCUCGGGUUGCUCUCGCUUCUCCUACACGUCCUUGUCCCAACAGUCUGACUAUGGGCGCCCCGCUCACCAGCGCAUGCAGACCCAUGUAUGACUCGGGCCCGUCCCCUGGCAAAUGCCGGUCACCUCCCGAGAAAGAGAAAAGGGAACAGACUCCGCUCACUUGUGGCUAAUGGACUCGGAACGGCCAGGGUGAUAGACUGGCAACCCUCACUUUCCUCCUGAGGGUGCCCAAUUCUCCUUGUGUGUAUAUCGGUGGGUUGGGGUGGGGACGGCGGCAGGUAGCUGGCUCGGCAGCCAAGAUGGCCGACAGCCCUCUCGCCAUCUUCUGACUGGGACCAAGCCCAUCUCACUCGGGCAGGCAGCAAGGAAACCAACAUCCUGCCUGCCUUCGUGCCAGGACGUGAAGAGUGGGUUUGAAAACGGUGGAAAGCCUUGGCUGAGACAGAGGACAGACUUUCCGGGGAAUCUGUCUUGACUUGUAAGAAUCCGGAUUCAAAAUGGCGGGCACAGCUGUCUGUCUGACAAAAGCAUUGGCGUAAGAAGCCAGUGGGUGCUGAAAACGGUGCACAGUAUGGUGCCGGGACAGUGAUGGGACUACGUGAUGCUUGUUCUCUCUCCUCACCCUGAAACAGAGCUGCCUCGAGGGCAAAUCCCCUGCCGUCAAGGCAAGAUUCUCCACCAGCCGCAUGAUUCUGGGAAAUCUCCAAGCAUGGGCCCCUCCCUAGUGCUUGCCUUUUAAUUUUUUUCCUGGCUUGAUGCUGUGGUUUAAAUCAUUCCCUCUGCCCCCCUCUUUAGCUGGGGUGUCUCCUAGACUCCCGCCCAUCCCCUUUAAUUAAAGACAAGCAAAUAAACAGGCAAAUAUCGCUUUGAACAGGACGGCACCUGCACUGCACCGGGCCGACAGGGAGGUGGCGAUAGUGCUCAACGUUUAUGCCAUUUUAAGACUUGCCAGGACUCUCUUUAGGCACAUUUAAAAGGACAGGAUGAUGCUGAGGAUUAAAAUCCAAUUAUUAAAAAAGCCAAGGAUGGGACUUGGGAGGAUAUAGGAAGCCAAAAGCCAAUGGGAUCUGUUGAUUUCAUUUGUGAGAUUCUUUUUCUUUUCUUUUAAAUAAGUUAUUCCUUGUUAUUACUUUUUGCCUUAAGUGUAUUUCUCUGCUAUUGAUGGUUCUGACAUUUUUGUUUCAAUCUUUCCAGAAUCUCUUGGGAGUGCUUUAGUUUUUUUUGGGGGGGGUGUAUUUCCCCGUUUUGUUUGUUUUUGCAAUUUUUAUUAUUAGACUGGGAUUUCACACUAGCACACAACGGUCACGCCUGUUUGAGUGUGUUGCGUAAGAUAAGGGGGAGUUGUAAAUGUAUUGCCUACUGCAGAAUUCAAAUAUUUAUAUUUAAUUUAAAAAGCAGGUCGGAGUUAUGCUUUUGUUAUUUUAGCCUUAGAAUGCUAGGCAGCGGGACAGAACACAAAUACACACCAGUGGAAUUCUGGGAACAGAGGAAGCUGCCUUGUACGUACCAGGGCAGACUGGCUGGUAGAGAAAAGUGUGUUACCCAUACACUUUCCAGCAUAUAUUUGCAACCUAUGAGAUCUGGGACCUUUCCUUUUGAAACUCAAAAUCUGAAGGAAAAGGUGGGGAACCGUUGGCCCUCCAGAUGUUGCUGGACUAUAAUUGAAGGUCACAGGUUGCCCACCUCUGCCUUAGAUUCUCCAAAAGUGGUACCCAAUACUCUGUUCUGCACUUCCAUUGAACUGAAGCAGAACCACAGCUCUGACCCAAUGCAACAGUGAACAGGAUUCCUGCGCAUUUGACCCUUUUGCAGAAGAACAGAUUUCAGCAGAUCCCCUGUUGUGCAAUACAGUCAUACCUCGGUUUGCGAACGUGAUCCAUGCGGGAGGCACAUUCACAACUCACAGCGUUCACAGCCUGAAGCGCCAUGUCAGCGCACGCGCAUGAUGCGAUUCGGCGCUUCUGCGCAUGUGCGAGCACCAAAACCCAGAAGUAGCCCAUUCCAGUACUUCCGGGUUCGGCAUAGUCCACAACCCAAAAAAGCGCAACCCGCAGCGUUUGUAACCUGAGGUAUGACUGCAAAUACUGAAGGUGCUGAACCCGUUCUCCUCCACAGUGGGGGGCUUCCCCCUAGGAUAUCUGACAUAGCACAACAUCCUUUGGGGAGGGACAGCAUCUCAAGUUCCAGCCCUGGCAUCUCCUGCUACAAAAACCAAGUAGCAGACGGUAUGCAAAGGCCAGGUAAAAGGGGGUUUUAAUGAGAAGUAAUUUGCACUUCUCAAACCAUUACACAACCUGAAAUGCAUCCUUCAAAAUCCGUGCUUCUCCAAAUUUUUCAAUGCAGUUUUCCCACCAAAUCAUGUGAACAGAAAACAUACAUGACGGGGAAGUUUGCAGACAAGAAUGCACAGAUUCGGGGAAACUGCAUACGAAAAAUGCAUCACGUUAAGAGAAGUUGCUUGUGUAUAUUAAUCAGAACUGCAUACAAAAAAAUGUGUUUAUUAGGAGAGAUCCGCUGACAAAUUUUCCUGAGGAUUUGGGAGGGGGGAGUUUUCAGAAGUCACUACGGAAUUGUGGCAAACUGAAUUUAAGACUAGAAAAAUGAGAAAUUGAGCCUCGUCUAUCCCUAAGUUACACCGGAUGAGAAGUGCUUUAUUUUGGGGAAAGGGGUGCUGUUCAGCGGCAGCACACAUGCACUGCAUGCAGAAGACAUCAGGUGCAAUAGUUGGUUGCAGGUGAAGGACGCAUGCUGGAGACUCCAGUCAGUGGAUAAUACCAGACGAACAAAUAGUUGGACUUGUGUAUUAGACAGGUUCCUAUGUUACACACACACACAC
Molecule: messenger RNA, 5392 nt
Organism: Zootoca vivipara (common lizard)
Lineage: Eukaryota; Metazoa; Chordata; Lepidosauria; Squamata; Lacertidae
Gene: KIRREL2
Product: kirre like nephrin family adhesion molecule 2
Biological process (GO): cell-cell adhesion
Cellular component (GO): plasma membrane; cell-cell junction
Molecular function (GO): cell adhesion molecule binding
Source: RefSeq, a predicted model, not a curated record